This is a messenger RNA of Gamsiella multidivaricata, 597 nucleotides long. RefSeq lists its product as uncharacterized. Bases 1 to 597 code for a protein of 198 amino acids. The record is from RefSeq and is a predicted model, not a curated record. Lineage: Eukaryota; Fungi; Mortierellomycota; Mortierellomycetes; Mortierellales; Mortierellaceae. The transcript is spliced from 2 exons.
AUGUCUGCCUCCAGUCUUGCCGUUCUCAUCGCUGCCGAGCCUGGCAAGUCCAUCUCCGUGCGCUCCCGGCCGAACGAGCCCGUCUUCUUCUUCCUGUUGUGCAUCUCACACGCGUUCCAGGAGGACGAAAUCACCGCCCACAGACGUUUCCUCGCUUCUCCAGUCGAGGUUCAAACCAAGAGUACAUGGAGAGAGCUAGUCCGAGAGGUGUUAUUAACAGGUCUGUUGGUGGCAAGUGCCUUGGCGACAGGUGGCUUGGUAACAAACUGCACCAUGGCAAGUGUCUCUGUAGGGACGGUGUUCCCCGACAUCUCUAACAGUACAGGUCUGCUUCAUCGCAAGUCAUCGCCUUCAGCUCCACGAGGACGCAAGGUAUCUUACGGGACCAACGUUGAAUGUCAAUGCGACUGCACGUCCGGGUACCGAGUCAUCUGCCCGCGAGAAUUUGGCCAAUUCGAAUUGGCGUGCACUACCUUCCAAUGUCCCAAUUGCAAGGAACAGAAAGUGGGGGUCGUUCCUGUUACCGUCGGCUUCACGAAAUGCAAGUACCGCUUCCACGGAAUCAAGGCUUCAAAGGAGCAGUAUACAUCAGAGUAG